AUUCCCAUUCCCCACCAAUUAAUAUCAGAUGACUUUGGCAGCAGCAACGGUAACAAAUGGCUCUAGCAGUAGCAGCAGCAGUAAAUGGCUCCAACAGUAGUAGCAGCAAAGCAGAUGGAUCCGGCAACAACAGAGCAAAUGCAUCCAACAGCAGCAGAGCAGAUGGCUUCGACAGUAGCAGAGGAGAUGGAUUCGGUAGCAAGCUUCGACAACAACAGCAACAAAGUAGAUAUCUUUGACAGUAGUAGCAGAGCAAAUGGAUCCGAUAACAGCAAAGUAGAUGGCUUCAGUAGCAGUAGAGCAUAUGGAUUCAACAAUAGUAGAGUAGAUGGCUUCAGCAGCAACAGAGGAGAUUGAUUCAACAACAAGCUUCGACAGCAGCAAUAGCAUAAGAAACUGAGAAGGUGAGAUGAAGGUGAGAGAUGGUGAGUCGCAAACAAAGAGAUUAAGAGUGAGACUGUGAGUGAUGAGAAUUAAAAUAAAUUAGGGUUAGGGUUAAAUGUAAGGGAAUGAGUUGGGUUGGAUAAUAAUGAGUUAAGUUUAAUUGUAAUUGGAUUUGGGUUUGGGUUUGGGUUUGAGUUUAAAGAAUAAAUUAAUUUUAAAAUA
Molecule: messenger RNA, 606 nt
Organism: Rubroshorea leprosula
Lineage: Eukaryota; Viridiplantae; Streptophyta; Magnoliopsida; Malvales; Dipterocarpaceae
Source: the annotation of a GenBank genome assembly